UGACGCUCAUCUGGCCACACUGGCCGUUAUCAGGCCCCAAUACGAAUUCCACGAAACCGACGACAACAACGAUGAAGGAUCUCUUCUGGCACCUGGUGGGCAUCAGCACCGGCCUGAAGAUCCUCCUCAUUCCCGCCUACCAUUCCACAGACUUCGAGGUGCACCGCAACUGGCUGGCCAUCACCCAUAGCCUGCCACUAAACCGCUGGUAUGUGGAGGCCACCAGUGAGUGGACACUGGACUAUCCGCCGCUCUUUGCCUACUUCGAGUGGCUGCUGUCGCAGGUGGCCCGCUAUGUGGAUCCCCGGAUGCUGGAGGUAUCCAACCUGGGCUACGAGUCCAAGGCAACGGUUUACUUCCAGCGACUCUCGGUGAUUGUCACGGAUCUGGUCUACGUUUUGGGAGUGCGCAGCUGCCUGGGUGCCUUGGGGCUAGCACGGGAUUCGCAGCAGCACUUUGCCGGCGCCAUGCUGCUGCUGCUCAACGUGGGACUGAUCUUUGUGGAUCACAUACACUUCCAGUACAAUGGCUUUCUGUUUGGCAUCCUGCUGCUGAGCAUUGGCUAUCUCAUCCGGCAGCGUUUCCUGUGGAGCGCCUUUGCCUUUGCCGUGCUCCUAAAUUUCAAGCACAUCUUCCUGUACAUGGCCCCGGCCUUUGGUGUCUAUCUGCUGCGUUUCUAUUGCCUGGAGCAGGCCAGCGUGGCAGGUAUGGCUUCAGCCAUGAUCAAACUUUUGGCUGUGGGACUCUCACCGUUUGCAGUGGCCUUUGGUCCAUUUGUGAAGCAACUGCCGGAGGUCUUGGCCAGGUUAUUUCCCUUUAAGCGAGGACUGACGCACGCUUACUGGGCUCCAAAUUUCUGGGCUCUUUACAAUGCAGCCGACAAGGUGGCGGCCAGCUUAAUGAGAGUGCCAGGAGGUGCCACCUCUUCGGGUCUGGUGCAGGAGGUCAAGCAUUCAGUGUUGCCAACUAUAACCCCACCGAUGACCUUCAUCCUGACGCUAGUCUUCAUGCUGCCCAUCUUGGUGAAGCUGUUUAGGAGCUCCAAAAAACAAAGUCCUUUGGUGUUUUUACGCUCUGUUAUCCUGUGCAGCUGCUCUUCUUUUGUCUUUGGCUGGCAUGUCCAUGAAAAGGCCAUACUCCUGGUCUUGAUACCACUCUGCCUGCUCACCCUGGUCAACCGCGAGGAUGCCAGAUACUCGUAUAUCCUGGCCAUUGCCGGCUACUUUUCGCUUUUCCCGCUGCUCUUUGACCCGGAUCUGUUUAUACCCCGCUACUCGCUGUACAUGUCCUAUGUGGCCAUGCUCUAUGGCCAGCUGUAUCGCAUCUUUCCCGGCUUCCGCGGCUUCCAUGUGUGGGAGUGGCUUUACAUGCUGGGAUUCUUGGUUAUACCACUGUAUGAGCAUUUAUUGUCCUUUGUUUUGGGUUUGGACAAGCGUCUGCCCUUUCUGCCGCUCCUGUUAACCUCGGUGUAUGCGGGUUUGGGUGUCUUGUACUUUUUUGGAGGCUAUUACCUGUAUGCCUUGGGCUUAAAUGGGGGUAACAAGGCGGCGGGAGGCACUGCCUCGGUGAAGAGAAAACGAAAAACCAAAUAAAGGAAGAGAGAGAAAAGAGAAUGAGUAGCAAGAGA
Drosophila kikkawai is the source of this 1627-nucleotide messenger RNA. It is a transcript of the gene xit, whose product is annotated as ALG6/ALG8 family glucosyltransferase xit. Gene Ontology annotation, biological process: protein N-linked glycosylation. Gene Ontology annotation, cellular component: endoplasmic reticulum membrane. The record is from RefSeq and is a predicted model, not a curated record. Gene Ontology annotation, molecular function: dolichyl pyrophosphate Glc1Man9GlcNAc2 alpha-1,3-glucosyltransferase activity. NCBI's taxonomy places the organism in Eukaryota, Metazoa, Arthropoda, Insecta, Diptera, Drosophilidae.